Molecule: messenger RNA, 5330 nt
Organism: Mauremys reevesii (Reeves's turtle)
Lineage: Eukaryota; Metazoa; Chordata; Testudines; Geoemydidae
Biological process (GO): transmembrane transport
Cellular component (GO): membrane; proteasome core complex
Molecular function (GO): ABC-type oligopeptide transporter activity; ATP hydrolysis activity; ATP binding
Source: RefSeq, a predicted model, not a curated record
AGCCGGGGCCCUCGGCCUCGCUGGGCCGGCUGCUGGCCUGCGUGAGGCCCGACCUGCUGCGCUUCGUGGCCGUCGCGGGGUUCCUGGUGCUCUCCUCGCUCGGGGAGAUGGCGAUCCCCUACUACACAGGGCGCAUGACUGACUGGAUCGUGAGCGAGGACGACCCCUCGGCCUUCGUCCGGGCCAUCUGGGCCAGGUCCCUCAUCACAGUCGGCAGCGCAGUGACAGAGUUUGUGUCCGACUGUCUCUAUAACGGCACCAUGAACCGGAUUCACAUGCGAAUCCAGAGCCGGGUCUUCAGCUCCGUCCUGCGCCAGGAGAUCGGCUUCUUCCACACCAACCGCACCGGGGACGUCACGUCGCGGGUGACGGCCGACACGGACGCCAUGAGCGAGGCGCUGAGCGAGAAGCUGAACCUGCUGAUGUGGUACGGGAUGCGGGGAGUCUUCCUCUUCGGCCUCAUGCUGCAGGUGUCGCUGCGCCUGGCGCUCCUCACUGCCGUGGGGCUGCCCCUCGUCCUGCUGGUGCCCAAGCUCUCCGGGAAAUUCCACCAGAGCCUGGCACAGCGGGUGCAGGAGUCCCUGGCCAAGGCCAACGAGGUGGCGGUGGAGACCUUCCAGGCCAUGCCCACGGUGCGCAGCUUCGCCAACGAGGAGGGGGCCGCCCGGCGCUACGGGCAGCGGCUGCAGGAGACCUACCGGCUCAACCAGCAGGAGGCAGCCGCCUACGCCGCCUCCAUGUGGACCAACAGCCUGUCGGGGCUGGCGCUGAAGGUGGGGAUCCUGUACUACGGGGGGCGGCUGGUCACCGCCGGGGCCGUCAGCACCGGGCACCUGGUCACCUUUGUCCUCUACGAGAUGCAGUUCACCACGGCCGUGGAGGUGCUGCUCUCCGUCUACCCCAGCGUGCAGAAGGCCGUGGGCUCCUCAGAGAAGAUCUUUGAGUACAUGGAGCGGACGCCCCGGAUCAGCCCCCCCGGGACGCUGGCCCCCCCUGCCCUGCGCGGGCACCUCCAGGUGCAGGACGUCUGGUUCUCCUACCCCGGCCGGGACGACACCCCCGUGCUCAAGGGGGUGUCUCUGGAGCUGCGCCCCGGGGAGGUGACGGCACUGGUGGGCCCGUCGGGCGCAGGGAAGACGGCGCUGGUGGCCCUGCUGGAGCGUUUCUACGAGCCCCAGCGCGGCCUGCUGCUGGACGGGCGGGACCUGCAGGAGUACGAGCACCAUUACCUGCACAGCAAGGUGGCGCUGGUGAGCCAGAAGCCGGUGCUGUUCGCCCGCUCGCUGCACGAGAACAUCGCCUACGGGCUGGGGGGGCGCAGCCGCCAGGAGGUGACGGGGGCUGCCCAGCGCGCCAACGCCCACGGCUUCAUCGCCCAGCUCAGCCACGGCUAUGACACAGAUGUUGGGGAGAUGGGGGGGCAGAUCUCGGGGGGGCAGAGGCAGGGGGUGGCCAUCGCCCGAGCCCUGCUCCGGGACCCCCGAGUGCUGAUCCUGGAUGACGCCACCAGCGCCCUGGAUACGGAGAGUCAGCUGCGGGUGGAGAAGGAGAUUUAUGAGGGCGCCCGGGCCGGGCGCUCGGUGCUGCUCAUCGCCCAUCGCCUGAGCGCCGUGGAGCGAGCCGACCGCAUCCUGGUGCUGGAGGACGGGGAGAUCCGCGAGCAGGGCACCCACCGGGAGCUGCUGGCGCGCCGGGGCAGCUACUGGCGCCUGGCGCAGAAACAGCUCAACGGGGACCAGGGGGGCGGCUCCGAGGAGGGGCUGGGGGCUGGGGGGCCUGGGGCAGGGCUGGAGAGCCCCCUCACCAUCUCCCAGCCGGCCCAGUUCCUGCAGACGUACUCGGAGGAGGGCCGGGACCGGGUGCGGAUCCAGCUGGCCCACGGCACCACCACCCUGGCCUUCAAAUUCCAGCACGGGGUCGUCGUGGCUGUUGACUCCCGGGCAUCGGCCGGCAGCUACAUCGCCUCCCUGGAGGCCAACAAGGUGAUCGAGAUCAACCCCUACCUGCUGGGCACCAUGUCGGGCAGCGCCGCCGACUGCCAGUACUGGGAGCGGCUCCUCGCCAAGCACUGCAGGCUGUACCAGCUGCGGAACAAGGAGCGGAUCAGCGUCUCGGCCGCCUCCAAGCUGCUGUCGAACAUGAUGUGCGAGUACCGGGGCAUGGGGCUGUCCAUGGGCAGCAUGAUCUGCGGCUGGGACAAGAAGGGCCCCGGCCUGUACUACGUGGACCAUAAUGGCACCCGUCUCUCCGGCUCCAUGUUCUCCACGGGCUGCGGGAACAGCUACGCCUACGGGGUGAUGGACAGCGGGUACCGGCCCGACCUGAGCGUGGAGGAGGCCUACGACCUGGGGCGCCGCGCCAUCGCCCAGGCCACCCACCGCGACGCCUACUCCGGGGGCGUCGUCAACAUGUAUCACAUGAAGGAGGCCGGCUGGAUCAAGGUGGAAAAGACCGACGUCAGCCAAUUGAUCCACGAGUACCUGGCGGCCAGGAAAUUGGGGUACGGCAUCGGGGGUCACCCAGUGCUGUGGGCCCCCAGCCCCCCUGCCUUGUAUAACGCCCCUCAUUCUUUCUGCAGACUAGUCUCCACCAUGCCGCUGCCCCUCACCCUGCGUCUGGGCUGCCCCCUGCUGCUCUGCGACCUGGCCCUGCUGGCCCUGCUGGGCUGGGGCGUCCCCGCGCUGGCCCCCCUGGGGCUGCCGGCCACCUGGCUGGAGGCUGCUGUGCGUUUCCUGGGGCUCUGGGGGGCCUGGGGGCUGCUGGCCCCGGAUCGGCCCCGCCUGCCCCCCCCCAGGGCCCUGGCUGCCCUGUGCCUGCUGCCCCCCCUGUACCUCACCCUGCGGCGCUGCCUGCCCCUGCCCGACGUGCCCCCCGCCCUGCUGGCCGGCGCCCCCUGGGCCUGGCUGCUGCUGAGCUAUGGGGCCGUGGGGCUGGCCCAGCUCACCUGGGGGGCCCUGGGGCAGGGGGACAGGGCUGGGGGGCCUGGUGCUGAGGACACGGAGCGGGAGUCCAGGGCCACCCUGCGCCGGCUGGUGGGACUGUCCCGGCCCGACGUGCCCUUCCUGUCCGGGGCCUUCGUCUUCCUCGCCCUGGCUGUGAUCGGCGAGACGUUCAUCCCCUACUACACGGGACGUGUCAUCGACAUCCUGGGCAGCGCCUAUGACCCGGAUACCUUCUCCACCGCUAUCGGCCUCAUGUGCCUGGCCUCCUUCGGCAGCUCCCUGGCCGCCGGCUGCCGGGGGGGGCUCUUCAUGUUCACGUUCUCCCGUCUCAACAUCCGCACCCGGUGCCAGCUCUUCUCCUCCCUGGUGCGCCAGGACCUGGCCUUCUUCCAGCAGGUCAAAACAGGGGAGCUGACCUCGCGCCUCUCCACGGAUGCGGCCAUGAUGAGCCGCUCGGUGCCGGCCAACGCCAACAUCUUCCUGCGCAGCCUGGUGAAGGCGCUGGGGCUGUACGGCUUCAUGCUGGGGCUGUCCUGGCGCCUGACGCUGCUCACGCUGCUCGAGACGCCCCUCACCAUGGCCGCCCAGAGCCUCUACGACGCCCGACGCCAGGCCGUGCUGAGGGCGAUCCAGGACUCCCUGGCGCGCUCUGGCGAGGUCGUGCGCGAGUCGGUCUCCUCCAUCGAGACCGUGCGCAGCUUCGCCACCGAGGAGGAGGAGUCGCGGCGCUACGAGGCGGCGCUGGCCGAGACCCACCGGCUGAAGAACCGCCGCGACCUGGAGAGGGCGCUCUACCUGCUCUUCCGCCGGCUGCUGCAGCUGGCCGUGCAGGUGCUGAUGCUGUACUGCGGGCACCAGCAGAUCCGCGCCGGGCUCCUGACCAAGGGUGGCCUGGUCUCCUUCAUCCUCUACCAGGGGGACGUGGGCAGCUACGUGCAGACCCUGGUGUACAUGUACGGGGACCUGCUGAGCAACGUGGGGGCGGCGGAGAAGGUGUUCGAGUACCUGGACCGGGAGCCGGCCGUGCGCACCGACGGGACGCGGGCGCCGGAGUCGCUGCAGGGACACGUCUCCUUCCGCGACAUCUCCUUCGCCUACCCCUCCCGCCCGGACCGCCAGGUCCUAAAGGCCGUGUCCUUCGAGCUGCGCCCCGGGGAGGUGACGGCGCUGGUGGGGCUGAACGGCAGCGGGAAGAGCACGUGCGUGGGGCUGCUGGAGCGGUUCUACGAGCCCCAGGCCGGGGAGAUCCUGCUGGACGGGGCCCCGCUCCGGGAGUACGAGCACCGGUACCUGCACCGCCAGGUGGCCCUGGUGGGGCAGGAGCCCGUCCUCUUCUCCGGCUCCAUCCGGGAGAACAUCGCCUACGGGCUGGGGGGCUGCGGGGAGGAGCAGGUCACCAGGGCGGCCAGAGCGGCCCAGGCCUCUGGCUUCAUCGCGGAGCUGGACAGCGGCUUUGAGACAGACGUGGGGGAGAAGGGCGGGCAGCUCUCGGCAGGGCAGAAGCAGCGGAUCGCCAUCGCCCGGGCGCUGAUCCGCCAGCCGGCCGUGCUGAUCCUGGACGAAGCCACCAGCGCGCUGGACGCGGAGAGCGAAUGCGCGAUCCGCCAGUCGGUGCUGAGCCGGGGGCCCCGGACGGUGCUGGUGAUCGCCCACCGCAUGCAGACGGUGGAGAACGCCGACCGGAUCGUGGUGCUGGAGGGCGGGGCCGUGGCCGAGGAGGGGACGCACGCCGAGCUGAUGGGGCACAAGGGGCCCUACUACAGACUGGUGCAGAGAGACCUGGCCGAGUAAUCCCCCGCCCCGCCCUGGGGAAGAGCCCAGCACCAGCCUUACGGCCCAUCCCCUCCUCCCCCCGGCCCAGGGUGACAUGGACCAUCCUGACAGCGGCUGAUUAGUGUGUGAUGUCGGGUCACUGGUUUAUCGCCUGCGUUGGGGUGUCGGUUCUGCGCAGGGAGUCCCGGGGGGGCAGGCGUGUUCGACUGGCUGAGCGCGAGAAGAGUGUUUUGUAAGAUACAUUAAAGAGGCGACACAUCCGACUGGCGUCUGUGACGGUCUCUGGCUGGAAACGCCGUCGCUGGUCUCCUGGGCCAGCCCCGGGCUGCAGCGUUCGCUCGAUGGAACCGUCCGUGGCUGUAACGCCCCACGGAACCAGUCGUGUUUAACGAAGAACGUGGCCUCCCCGUCAGGCUAGUGCUCGGUGACCCGCCCGGAGAGCUGGGAAUUGCGGGUCAGUGCGUGGCUGGGGCUUGGCCCGGGCAGUGCCAGCGCACGGCUGCGGAGAGCCAGCAGGAGGCGCUCCAGGCUCCGAGCACGUGGGUCUGUCAGCACCGGGGCCGGGGUCACUCCGGUUUCUAUCCCAGGCUGGCGGAGCAGAGCUGACCCUGGGGA